Molecule: messenger RNA, 2007 nt
Organism: Pteropus alecto (black flying fox)
Lineage: Eukaryota; Metazoa; Chordata; Mammalia; Chiroptera; Pteropodidae
Gene: FUZ
Product: fuzzy planar cell polarity protein
Exons: 12
Coding region: 641-1750 (369 amino acids)
Biological process (GO): vesicle-mediated transport; non-motile cilium assembly
Source: RefSeq, a predicted model, not a curated record
ACCACGUGCAAGACUCAGAAAGCGCAUAGCAUGAACCCCUUUGGGCAAGCCUGAUAAGAAAGGCUGAAUUAUUUGCAGGACUGUCGAGAGCGAACUAUACUGAGAGCGACACUGUCGGCCGUCAUCUUUGAGCGGGGCGCGGGUGCCGACUCCGGUCUCGAUGGGAGGGUCAGGAGACCUGGUUGCUAUGCAACGCGUACGCUGCCCUUGUUUUCUAACAGAGAGGCAACGCUCGCCGGACCAAACCAUCCUCGAGGGUGAGGGGGGAAAUGGCGUUUUGCUCGAUUCUGCUGUAAGGAAGGGUGCUCGGGAUUCGUCAUGAAGCCACCUUUGAACCGGCACAGCUGUUUACAGCUUCAGGAUGGAAUGUAGACUGGUUGCUAGGCAACGCUUUGGCACCGUCGCCAUCUUUGAGUGGGGCACAGUUUAUUUAGAACGUAAAACAUCCUACCCUACGUGAUGGUUGCUAGGCAACGCCUUGGCUCGGUCACUAUCUUCAAGAUGGGCUUUUUAGUCUCCUCUUUAAUUAAAGAAAGUCAAUCACUUCAGGGAGAGUCUAUGGAGUUCUGCAAGGAAGAUUUGCCGCCAUCUUUUGUUAGAGCUCCCGUUCUCCAUCAUCGGCUCCCUCAAUGGAGUCCACAUGUUCGGGCAGAAUCUCGAGGUGCAGCUGAGCUCUGCCAGGACCGAGGAUACCACCGUGGUGUGGAAAAGCUUCCAUGACAGUAUCACUCUCAUCGUUCUGUCAUCUGAGGAGGGCACCUCGGAGCUGAGACUAGAGAGGCUCCUCCAGAUGGUAUUUGGGGCCAUGGUUCUUCUUGUGGGACUCGAAGAACUGACCAAUAUCCGCAACGUAGAGCGACUGAAGAAGGAAUUGAGGGCCAGUUACCGCCUCAUCGACAGCUUCCUGGGGGACUCAGAGCUCAUCGGGGACCUGACCCAGUGUGUGGACUGCAUGGUUCCUCCAGAGGGGUCUCUCCUGCAGGAAGCCCUGUCUGGGUUCGCCGAGGCUGCGGGCACGGCCUUCGUCAGCCUGGUCGUGUCGGGCCGGGUGGUGGCAGCAACAGAGAGCUGGUGGCGGCUGGGGAUGCCGGAGGCAGUGCUGCUCCCCUGGCUGGUGGGGUCCCUGCCGCCGCAGGCCGCUCGCGACUACCCGGUGUACCUGCCGCACGGGAGUCCCACGGUCCCGCACCGGCUUCUGACCCUGACUUUGCUGCCGGGCUUGGAGCUGUGUCUGCUCUGCGGGCCGCGCCCUCCCCUCAGCCAGCUGGAUCCACAGCUUCUGGACCGCUGGUGGCAGCCACUGCUGGACCCGCUGCGGGCCUGCCAGUCUCUGGGACCCCGAGCGCUGCCCGCUGGCUUCCCCCUGCACACGGACAUCCUCGGACUGCUGCUCCUCCACCUGGAACUAAAGCGUUGCCUCUUCACGGUGGAGCCCUCGGGAAAUAAAGAGCCUUCCCCUGGGCAGCGUCGGCACAUCCUCCGCUCCUUCUACGCCCUGGUCACGGCCGCGCACUUCCCGCCAGAGCCGGGGCAGCAAGAGGAGAAGGUGGAGAAUGCAGCCCACCGGGUCCAGGUGCCGCGAGCCUGCUACCAGGUGUCGGGAACUGAAGAGCCAGGCUCGGGAUGGCGGUUGGUGGCCCUGCAUUUGGGGCCCCGGCUGCUGCUGCUGUUGCUGUCUGCUCAGAGUCCCACCCAUGGGCUGCGGGGCCUGGCCACCCACACUCUGCAUGCCCUCACCCCUCUCCUCUGACCACUGGGCAUGAGUGACAGACAAGGACCCAGGGCUGUUAGCAUCUUUCGAUUUAUUCGCUCACAAUAAUACACAGCCCCUGGACAGGGACAGGGCAGACGGGCCACGACGGGGUCAGAUGGGAGGGGAGGAGGCGCCUGCUUCCCUGGCCCCUCUCCCCUCUGUGCUUGGGGGAGAAGAGGAGGGAGGGGGCUCCCCUUACCCCCCAGAAUGUAAACAGCAGCAGAUGAACAAAAAUAAAAAUACAAAAGGCCGGA